AUGGUGUUGGCAGGAGAUAUGUAUCUCAUUCUGUCGCCCGACCCAUGUGAAACCGGGGAGAGUAAGAGAAGAGGGUACCAAAGCGAGAGUGAUACUGAAGUUGUCGAUCCGGAACCAACCAUCUCGGUUAAAAUGGCACUCGACGUACUUUGGCAUGAUAAAAAACACGCGACAGACAUGAAAAAGAUCCUCCUCGCCAUGAUCUCCUUCUGCAUCUUCGUCGCCGCGAUAUUCCUCCACAUCCCAACUACCAACAUGUAUCACCAGUACUACGGGGUCUCGUCAACACUCGCGACUACAGGAGACGAUACUGUCACUUCUGGUUCACCGGUCAAGUUCUACAAUAUCGAGACGAUCCCAGACAUUUUCGAAUGGUUAAACGAUACGUUCAUUCCUCAAGUCUUCGUCACAACUGAUCACAAUGGAGCUACACUACCAGAAGAUCAAAAAGGCCGGAUUGCAACGUUCAAUAAGGUGCUCGGAGCUGUUCAAUUCGAGGUGACGUAUAUGACACCAGAAGAAUGUGAUACUCCGGAUUUUCUCUUAAAUAUGUACACCGGUUGCUUCGGUUCAUCAACUACAACAAGUGGCGAAUUUCUCAUUAGCUUUGACACUAAUGCCUCCGACGCUACUACCCUGCUAACCGAGAAGAAGGACAGUGGAUUCUGGCUCAACUCUUCAACUGAGCAAUUACUUAUCACCGUCAUCACGCUAAACGGGCAGCUUCCUGGCUAUGCGGUGACCAAGCUUCAGCUUGAUUUCAAUGAUGGUGGAUAUGUCGAACCCAGUGCUUCAACGACAUCAACACUGCUAGAUCAGUACCCGUCGGCAACACCGAUCGUGGUGGAUAUUCUAGUGGUAUUGUGGUUUUCGCCGUGGAUCCUCGUUCCUGCCAUCAUUUCGUAUGGAAGAACGUACGAGAAGAAACAUCGAUUGGGUACCCUGCGGCAAUGGCUAAAGCUCAUAAAACACACCGGUAAGGCGAUCGGGGUGUGGGCAUUUCCUGACGGAUGGUUCGCUAUCGAUUUCUUCCGGAGUCCAAUAGUAUAUCUGUUCUACAUUACAGUAUUGAUCACCCAGGCAGUCACGACGAACUCUGACUUCAAACGUAAACUACUUUCACUUGGAGAAGGAGGACAAACUGGCGAUGAAGCCAGUGACAAUCUCGCGUCGGUGAGCAGAUCGUUCCGAGCAAUUGCCAACCUCACGGUUUUACUAAGGCUUUUUGCCACUGCAGCGGUGUUAGUGCUUGGACUUCGAAUCCUCAACACGUUCCGUGAUCAUGUUGGCCUGAGCAUUCUCACACGGACGAUGGCAAGUGCUGUUCGUUCGUUUUGGACCUUUUCAGUGAUUUUUGCUGUCGUUUUUGUGGCCUUUGCUGUUGCUGGAACGGUGCUCUUCGGCGACCGCGUUGUAGAUUUUUCGUCGUUUCUAAGAUCCAUGAAGUCAUGUGUGAACAUGAUCUACGGGGACUUUGACUUCGACAGUAUUAAGGAUAUCGACUACUCGGUUGUCUACUAUUGGGCGUAUAUGGCUAUGGAGACCUUUGUGCUUUUGAACAUCAUACUUGCUUUUGUAGUGGACGCGUAUCAAGAGGAGAAAAAGAAGAAAGACAAGCACACGUGCUGGGUCUUUAAACGUGUGGCUGCUAACGUGUUCCGUCAGUGGCUAGCUCGAGCGAAUGACCUCUUGUGGAUCCCGUGCUGCCGUCGAGAUAAACGUCGUCACUACGUUGUCUUUUGGGGGAGAAUCCGACCGAUUGUGCUGCACGAUACGCUGAGAGCCAAGCUCGAUGAAGCCAGAACCAGUGAUUCCUCGUUCGAAUGGUCUCCACAAACCCUUCUCAAGCCAGCAACGCUUAAAAAAAUGUUCCCCGAGGCCAGAAUCCAGGAGUGCGAGGCGACCAUCGCGCAUCUCACCGUCGAGCAGAAACACCAAUCUUCGCAUGAUUUACUGGAUGGAGUUGGAGACGAUCCAAUUGUUUCGAGAAAGAAGGUUGAUGAUUUAAUUGUUCGUAUGGACACACUGGAGCAGAAGUUGGAUUUGUUAAUUGAAAAGUUAAGCAUGCAAAGUUCGUGA
Molecule: messenger RNA, 2079 nt
Organism: Phytophthora nicotianae INRA-310
Lineage: Eukaryota; Oomycota; Peronosporomycetes; Peronosporales; Peronosporaceae
Exons: 1
Coding region: 1-2079 (692 amino acids)
Cellular component (GO): membrane
Molecular function (GO): calcium ion binding
Source: RefSeq, a predicted model, not a curated record